AGCGCCACGAAAGGUCAGAGGAAGGAGUGGUGGGAAGCUUUUGCAGCAGGUACUGGGAGCUUAAGCCAGUGGAUUUGGGGGCCCUGGGCUCCCUAACCAACUGAGGUGUGAGCCAGACUCUGCUGAAAAUGGAGGGGGCAGGAAAGCACCGCGACUUUCAGGGCUCAGGGUUUGCAGAGAGCCGAAAUGACCAUGACUGCCAACAAGAAUUCCAGCAUCACCCAUGGAGCUGGAGGCACUAAGGCCCCCCGGGAGACUCUGAGCAGGUCUCAGUCAGUCUCUCCACCUCCAGUUCUGUCUCCACCGAGGAGUCCCAUCUACCCCUUCAGUGACAGUGAAACGUCACCCUGCAGGUUCCCCAACCGCUCCAGCUCCCGGCUCCUCCUCAAGAACCGGCAUCCCUGUGAUUCUUCACCCCCAAAUCCUCAAGAUCUCUCCCCAGAUACUUCACCACCCACCUGUCCCCUUAAGGUCACCAGCGUCAGCUAUUUGGACAGAAGCCCUUCAGUGUACAAGAGAGAGGGCCAGAAGGACAAUGUCCAGGGUGCAGCCCUGGAUGGAGAGGGAGUAGCUGCUUGCCUCCCCAUUGCCCAGAGCACCCCCUUCCUUGGGCCAGUGGCUGGCCCACGCAGUGUCUUGCUGACCCGCACUGGCACCCGUACCCACAACCUGGGUAUACGGGAGAAGAUCUCAGCAUGGGAAGGUCGCCGAGAGGUGUCAGCCAGGAUGAGCCUGUGUGGAGAGAAGCUGGAGGGCUCUGGAAGCGAGUGGGCGGCCAGUGAGGGCUGCCCCAGUGUGGGCUGCCCCAGUGUGGUGCCAUCUCCCUGCAGCUCAGAAAAGACCUUUGAUUUCAAGGGCCUCCGGAGGAUGAGCAGGACCUUCUCUGAGUGCUCCUACCCUGAGACCGAGGAAGAGGGAGAUGUACUCCCUGUGCGGGACUCUUUGUACCGGCCAGAGAAGCGGUCAGGCCGGAGUGAGCCCAGUACCUUCCUCAGGGGGCAUGGCAGCAGGAAGGAGAGCUCAGCAGUGCUGAGCCGGAUCCAGAAAAUUGAACAAGCCCUAAAGGAGCAGCCAGGCCGGGGGCUCCCCCAGCUCCCCAGCAGCUGCUACAGUAUAGACCGUGGGCGAAGGAAGACAAGCACCUUGGGCACCUUGGAGGAGCCAGCAGGGGGCACAGGUGUGAGCUCUGGCAGCCAGACAGUUGGAUUGGCUGGAGUUGGGGGGGAGGCAGGCCCACCCCUGGACAGGGAAAGCAGUGGUUCCGCGAAGCCAGGAUCCCCUGGAAAUAGCCCUCGUUCCCAGCGGCUACCAUUGAAGAGCUCCCCUGAUCCCGCUGUGAACCCUGUCCCCAAACCUAAGCGCACCUUUGAAUAUGAGGCUGACAAGAACCCCAAGAGUAAGCCAAGCAAUGGUCUACCUCCUUCGCCCACACCUGCUGCUCCACCUCCCUUGCCCUCCACCCCAGCCCCACCAAUCACCCGGAGACCCAAGAAGGACAUGCGUGGUCAUCGCAAGUCCCAGAGCAGAAAAUCCUUAGAGUUUGAGGACGCAUCCAGUCUCCAGUCCCUGUAUCCUUCUUCUCCCACUGAAAAUGGUACUGAGAGCCAACCCAAGUUUGGAUCCAAAAGCACUUUAGAAGAGAAUGCCUAUGAAGAUAUUGUGGGAGAGCUGCCCAAGGAGAAUCCAUAUGAGGAUGUGGACUUGAAGAACCGAAGAGCCGGACGAAAAUCCCAGCAACUGUCUGAGAACUCCUUAGAUUCUUUGCAUAGGAUGUGGAGUCCUCAAGACAGGAAGUACAACAACCCUCCCAUGCAGGAAGCAGGAAAAGCUAAGAAGGUAGUGGAGCAACUUGUCCAAAGAAUUAACUCCAUCUACAAUGCCAAGAGGGGAAAGAAGAGGUUAAAAAAGCUGUCUAUGUCCAGCUUUGAGACAGCGUCGUUGAGAGAUGAGAACAGUGAGAGCGAGAGUGACUCUGAUGACAGGUUCAAAGCCCACACACAGCGCCUGGUCCAUAUCCAGUCCAUGCUGAAACGUGCACCCAGUUACCGGACCCUGGAGCUGGAGCUGCUUGAGUGGCAAGAACGGGAACUCUUUGAGUACUUUGUGGUGGUGUCCCUUAAGAAGAAGCCAUCCCGAAACACCUACCUCCCUGAAGUCUCCUACCAGUUUCCCAAGCUCGACAGACCCACCAAACAAAUGCGGGAGGCAGAAGAAAGGCUCAAAGCUAUCCCCCAGUUUUGUUUCCCAGAUGCUAAGGACUGGCUCCCUGUGUCAGAGUAUAGCAGUGAGACCUUUUCUUUCAUGCUGACUGGGGAAGAUGGCAGCAGACGCUUUGGCUACUGCAGGCGCUUACUGCCAAGCGGGAAAGGGCCUCGAUUGCCAGAGGUGUACUGUGUCAUCAGCCGCCUUGGCUGCUUCGGCUUGUUUUCCAAGGUCCUAGAUGAGGUGGAACGCCGGCGUGGGAUCUCCGCUGCAUUGGUCUAUCCCUUCAUGAGAAGUCUUAUGGAGUCGCCCUUCCCAGCCCCAGGGAAGACCAUCAAAGUAAAGACUUUCCUGCCAGGUGCUGGCAAUGAGGUGUUAGAGCUGCGGAGGCCCAUGGACUCCCGUCUGGAGCACGUGGACUUUGAGUGCCUUUUUACCUGCCUCAGUGUGCGCCAGCUUAUCCGAAUCUUCGCCUCUCUGCUGCUGGAGCGCAGGGUCAUUUUCGUAGCAGAUAAGCUCAGUACCCUGUCCAGCUGCUCCCAUGCUGUGGUGGCCUUGCUCUACCCCUUCUCCUGGCAGCACACCUUCAUUCCUGUCCUUCCGGCCUCCAUGAUUGACAUCGUCUGCUGUCCCACCCCUUUCCUGGUUGGCCUGCUCUCCAGUUCCCUUCCUAAACUGAAGGAACUACCUGUGGAAGAGGCGCUGAUGGUGAAUCUGGGAUCUGACCGAUUUAUCCGGCAGAUGGAUGAUGAAGACACAUUGCUACCCAGGAAGUUGCAGGCAGCUCUGGAGCAGGCUCUAGAGAGGAAGAAUGAAUUGAUCUCCCAGGACUCUGACAGCGACUCUGAUGAUGAAUGUAAUACCCUCAAUGGACUGGUAUCAGAGGUGUUUAUCCGGUUCUUUGUGGAGACUGUUGGGCACUACUCCCUCUUUCUGACCCAGAGUGAGAAGGGGGAGAGGGCCUUUCAGCGAGAAGCCUUCCGCAAGUCUGUGGCCUCCAAGAGCAUCCGCCGUUUUCUUGAGGUUUUUAUGGAGUCUCAGAUGUUUGCUGGCUUCAUCCAAGAUAGGGAGCUACGGAAGUGUCGGGCAAAGGGCCUCUUUGAGCAACGAGUGGAGCAGUAUUUGGAGGAGCUCCCUGACACUGAGCAGAGUGGGAUGAACAAGUUUCUCCGAGGCUUGGGCAACAAAAUGAAGUUCCUCCACAAGAAGAAUUAAAAACACCUUUCCCAGUAGCGGGAGUCCAGUGCCUCAAAGGGUGGUGGGGAGAGGGCUCAGCUUGGGACCCUCUGGGCUGCUGUGGCUGCUCUGCCCCGCCCCACAGACCCCACCUCCAAGCCAGCCCACCGCUGCCUUCACCACAUCCCAGGAUACUGUUUGUAAAUAAUCUGCUAUUAGCCUUCUUAACUGUUUUUGUAACAUGCAAAGAGAAUCUGGUAAAUAUCUGUAUAUUCCCAAGGGGCUGGGUGCUUUUCCGCCUUGCCUGAGAAUGGAUGGAGUGUUGCUGGGUGCUGGUGACUGGCCAAUUAUGUGCAGCUGACUGUCUCAGCCGAACCACUGAUCUUCCCUGGAGGCUUCUGGCCUGCCUGCCUGCCUUCAGCCCCUGCUGCCAGUCUCGGGCCCUGGAGAGCAGACACUGUCUUGUUAUGUACAGGAGGACUAUUAUUUUUAAUCUUAGAGUUUCUAUUUUUUUUUUCUGGUAGUCUCCUCCCUCUAGCCUGUUUUUGAAAGGCAAAGUUUAUUUGUCUCCAUUUGCAGCAUGGAACCAGGUUCUGGACCUGGUGCCGAGAUGGUCAGUGAAUUAUGGGACGCCCACCCUCAGCUCUGCCUGUGUGCUCUCUGGGCUCUGCUCCCAGCCAGUGGUGGCCACGUGGCCAUUGAUGCGGUACAGGGCAUUCCCUCCUUCCCACCAUCAACAAGUGUUCUCAAUAAACAGUGUACAGCCA
Molecule: messenger RNA, 4145 nt
Organism: Dipodomys ordii (Ord's kangaroo rat)
Lineage: Eukaryota; Metazoa; Chordata; Mammalia; Rodentia; Heteromyidae
Gene: Dennd2b
Product: suppression of tumorigenicity 5
Exons: 20
Coding region: 187-3417 (1076 amino acids)
Biological process (GO): positive regulation of ERK1 and ERK2 cascade
Source: RefSeq, a predicted model, not a curated record